Mucor mucedo is the source of this 3480-nucleotide messenger RNA. RefSeq names its product armadillo-type protein. Gene Ontology annotation, molecular function: nuclear import signal receptor activity; small GTPase binding. Gene Ontology annotation, cellular component: cytoplasm; nucleus. The coding region runs from base 43 to 3339 and encodes 1098 amino acids. Gene Ontology annotation, biological process: protein import into nucleus. The record is from RefSeq and is a predicted model, not a curated record. The transcript is spliced from 7 exons. NCBI's taxonomy places the organism in Eukaryota, Fungi, Mucoromycota, Mucoromycetes, Mucorales, Mucoraceae.
CAGCUCUUCUUUUUAUUAAGAAUUAUUUAUCCAACAGGCACAAUGGCACAAGCACCUGUUUCUGCUGACGUUCUUCAGCAACUUGCUCCAGUUCUUACCAGCCUUUUAUCUACCGAUAAUAAUCAAAGAACUGCUGCCGAAUCCCAAUUAAACGAUCACUGGGUUGCUCAACAACCUGAUCUCUUACUCUUGGGUCUUUCUCAGUUUGUCGCAACUAAUACCGAAGUUCAACUUCGUUCUCACUGCAGUGUUUUGCUCCGUCGUUUAGCCUACAAGCAAUUUACAUCCAGUGCUAAUCCUGAUACACGUCUUUGGGAUAUGGUUCAAGAAACCACCCGUCAAGGUGUUAAGGACCUUUUAUUAGUUGCCCUUGCUAACGAAUCUGAUCAAAGUACUAGACACAAGAUCUCUGAUACUAUUGCUGAAGUUGCCAGAUCUGAUUUAAACGAAGGAGGUAAAUGGGAGACUUUGUUGAAAGCUUUAUUCGAGUGCACUCAAUCUCCUAAUGCCGCUCACAGAGAAUCUGCUUUCCGUAUUUUUGCUUCCGUUCCCGAGCUUAUUGCUGGUCAACCAACAGAUGCCGUCAAGAAUGUUUUCAUGAGUAGUUUGACUGAUCCCGAGUCUCAAGCUGUUCGUUUGGAAGCUAUGAAAGCCGCCGCCGCUUAUAUUAUCCAAGCCGACGAAUCCACCCAAAAGAGUUUAGCUGCUUUAAUGCCCCAUAUGCUCGAGCCUUUGGCACCUGUUAUUGCCAGUCGUGAUGAUCAAACUCUUGUUGAUGGUCUCGUCGUAUUAAUUGAAUUAGCCGAUAGCUCACCCAAACUUUUCCGCCCUCUUCUCAACGAGGUUCUCAGUGUUAUGGUUAACAUUGCCAAGGAUAAGUCUUUUGAUGAUCGUACCCGUCAAACUGCAUUAGAAUUAUUGUUGACAUUAUCCGAAGCUGCUCCUCCCAUGAUCCGUAAGCUUCCUAACUUUGCUCAAGAAAUUAUUCCCGUUGCAAUGGAAAUGAUUACAGAUAUUGAAGAUGACGAGUCUUGGUACACCACCGAAGAUUUGGAAGAAGAUGACAACGAGGAAAAUUAUGUUAUGGGUGAGAGUACCUUGGAUAGAGUUGCCCGCACACUCGGUGGUAAGACCGUUGUUCCUGUUGCUUUCGGAUAUAUCCCCCAAAUGCUUCAAUCUGGAGAAUGGCAACAGCGUCGUGCUGCUCUUAUGGCCAUUUCAUCUAUUGCUGAAGGAUCCAUCAAGAUUAUGAAGCCCGAAUUGAGCAACAUCAUUAACAUGAUUUUACCUUCUUUCAAGGAUGCUCAUCCUCGUGUUCGUUAUGCUGCCUGUAACGCUUUGGGUCAAUUAUCCACUGAUUUCUCUCCUUAUAUCCAAAAGCAUUUCCACGAAAUCAUUGUUUCUUCUCUUUUACCCGUCAUGGAAGAUCCUCAACCUCGUAUUCAAGCUCAUGCUGCCGCUGCUAUGGUUAACUUCUGUGAGGAAGCUGACAAGAAGAUUCUCGAUCCUUACCUUGAUGCUAUUUUUGAACGUCUUUUGAUCCUUCUCAAAACUUCCAAGACUUACGUCCAGGAGCAAGCCAUUACCACCAUUGCUACCGUCGCUGAUUGUGCUGAAGAUAGAUUCAACAAGUAUCACAGCGUUAUCAUGCCUCUUUUGCUCGAUAUUCUUCGUCAAGCUAGCGAUAAGCAAUACCGUCUUUUGCGUUCAAGAGCUAUUGAGUGUGCCUCUCUCAUUGGUCUCGCUAUCGGAAAGGAUGUCUUUGCUCCCUAUACUAUCAGUUUCAUUAACAUCUUGGCUGAAAUUCAACAAUCUGUGACCGAAGCUGAUGAUGUCCAAACCACUUACCUUUUAGCUGCCUGGGCUCGUAUGUGUAAGAUGAUGGGUCAAGACUUCUUACCUUAUCUUCCCAACAUCAUGCCUCCUCUUUUGGCAUCUGCUAAGCUUACACCCGAGUUCACCUUUGUUGAUCCUGAGGAAGAAGAUGUUGAUUCCAAGUACCCUACUGAUGAUGGAUGGGAGUUUGUUGGCAUCAAUGGUCAACAAAUUGGUAUCAAGACUUCUGUUUUGGAGGAAAAGCAUACUGCCAUCGAAAUGCUUGUCAGUUAUGCUCGUGACUUGGGAGCUGGCUUCUUGCCUUAUGUUGGUGAAGUGCUUGAACUUGCCUUACCUUUGCUCAAGUUUUACUUCCAUGAUGGUGUUAGACACGCUGCCGCUGCUCUUAUCCCUGUUCUCCUCAAGGAUGCUAAGGAUGCCAACGUUGCCCCCGCUGAAUUAGCCAACAUGUGGAAUACUAUUUUCGAGAAACUUGUCAAGAUCAUGACAAUCGAAGACGAUAUCACCUUUUUGGCUCAAACCUACUCUACUUUCUCUGAGUGUCUUGAUGUCUUGGGUGAACAUUGUCUUCAACCUGCCCAAAUCGAAAGUUUCGUCAAGGGAACUGAUGAACAAUUAAAGAAGUUCCUCGAACGUUUGACUGAACGUGAACAAGAAAAAGAGGCUGGUGAAUAUGAUGCUGACGAUGAGGAACAAAUGGCUGAUGAAGAAGCUACUGAAGAAGAUGCCUUGAGCGAAUUAGCUCGUGCUAUGCAAUCCCUCUUUAAGGCUUUGGGUCCUAGCUUCUUACCUUAUUUCGAUAAAAUGCUUCCCCUUGUUGUUCAAUUCUUGGCUCAUCCUAAUAACGCUGCUCGUCAAUGGGCCAUCUGUGUUUUCGAUGACGUUGUUGAGUUCACAGGACCUGCUUCUUUCAAUUACUCCAACUACUUCUUGCAGGCAAUGGUUGCUGGUGUCGCUGACAAGGCUACCGAAGUUCGUCAAGCCUCUGCUUAUGGUGUUGGUGUGAUGGGUCAAUUUGGUGGUCCUCAAUAUGCUGACGCUUGUGCUGCUGCUUUGGAGCAUUUGUUUGCUUUAAUCAAUGCACCUGAUUCCCGCGAAGAUGGUACUGUUUAUGUCACAGAAAAUGCUAUCUCUGCUAUUGCCAAGAUCUGUAAAUUCAAUAGCUCCAAAUUUAACUUGGACCCUGUCUUAUCAGCAUGGCUCAACACCUUACCUAUUGUGAAUGAUGACCAAGAGGCUCCUAUUGUCUAUACCUACCUUUUGGAUUUGUUAGAACAAAACCAUCCCAGCAUUUUAGGUCCUAACAAUGCUAAUAUUCCUCACAUCGUCAAGAUCUUUAGCGAAGUUUUAGCUGCUGACAUUCUUCCUGCUGAGAUCUCUGCUCGCAUGGUUAACAACUUGAAGAUUAUCUUGGGUGGUCUUGAUGAAAACACACGUAACCAAUUGUGGAACUCUAUUUCACCCGAGACUAGAUCUAUUCUUCAAAAGAAGGGAUAUGUAUAAAUAAUUUUUCUUUUCUUUCCUUACUGUUUUCUACUCUGUAUUCUUCUUUCCAUAAACUUUUACUAUCUUUUUUUUUUUCUUGAUUUUUAUAUAUAUAUAUAUUGCUGUCAUCGUCUUAAUUUGCAGAAACUACAAUGAUCA